UUUGUUCCCCCCCCCAACCUCCCCAGGGAUGGAAGCUUCUUUGAUUGACAGCUUGCCUUGAGCGCUGUUACGUAAGGGGAGGGACGAGCGCGGCCCCACCCGAGCGGCGCUGAUUUGAUUGGCAGGCCGGAGCACCGACCCCCAGCACCUCCCGGAAGCACGUCCUUGAUGGACAGCGAGAGAGCCACUCGGCAUGGGUGUCCGAGCGGAAGGUCCCAGGCUGGGGGCGUGUCCAGGGCGUGUCCCGCCGAGGGCAGGGCGGGGCGGGGCGCUGCGGGAGAGGAGCGGCAGGGGCCGGCCUGCGCUGCGGCCGGAGAUGCUGUCGGGUCGCGGUGGCGCUCGGCCGCCGGAGCUCCGCAACGAGGGCGUCCAGCGAGCUGAAGGCGAAGAGAAGACAUUAGCCGGGGAUGGGAAAACCAGUCCUCCACGAACUGCACCCAAAAAGCAGCUGCCAUCUAUUCCCAAAAAUGCUCUGCCCAUAACGAAGCCUACAUCUCCGGCCCCAGCCGCACAGUCAACAAAUGGCACCCAUGCUUCUUAUGGACCCUUCUACCUGGAAUAUUCGCUGCUUGCAGAAUUUACAUUGGUAGUGAAGCAGAAGCUACCAGGCGUCUAUGUCCAGCCAUCGUAUCGCUCCGCAUUGGUGUGGUUUGGAGUAAUAUUCAUACGACACGGGCUGUAUCAGGAUGGCGUAUUCAAGUUUACGGUGUAUAUUCCUGAUAACUAUCCAGAUGGCGACUGUCCACGCCUGCUGUUUGAUAUUCCCGUCUUUCACCCGCUGGUUGACCCCACCUCAGGUGAACUGGAUGUGAAGAGGGCAUUUGCAAAGUGGAGGCGGAACCAUAAUCAUAUAUGGCAGGUCUUAAUGUACGCAAGGAGAGUCUUCUACAAGAUCGACACGACAAGCCCUCUAAACCCAGAGGCUGCAGUACUGUAUGAAAAAGACAUUCAGCUUUUUAAAAGUAAAGUGGUCGACAGUGUUAACAUAUGUACUGCUCGUUUAUUUGACCAGCCGAAAAUAGAAGACCCCUAUGCAAUCAGUUUUUCUCCAUGGAACCCUUCUGUCCAUGAUGAGGCCAGAGAGAAGAUGUUGACUCAGAAAACUUAAGCUUUACUUUCAGCCCUGACAGAAAACACGGUUACCUGGCUCCGGGCCUGUGGCUGAGUCCUGUAACAACGCAUGAUAUUCUGGAAGGAUUUGUCUUCUUUUGUGACCUACAAACAGGAGAAUACUUAGAAAGAUCCACAUCAGGCAUGACAGUGAGCAGCUCAGUGAUCCUAUUGCCAGUAUAUUCAGAGACUCUGUAGAGCAAAUGAACAGCCAUCCAUUCAUGAAAACCUGAAGUUUAGUGUGGAGCUUGGUAAGGAACCACAGCCUGGUACAGAAAAAUACAGUAACUAAAAUGAGAAGUUGACUAGAAGUGGAAGUUGAUAGAUCUGAAGUGGAAAAGAAAAAAAAAUCAACAAACUUGCCUAAGGAGUAUAUUGUCUGAAGAAGAGAAAAAAAGAUACACAGCCCCAGAAAACUGUUGGACAUGAGGAAGCACAUCAGCUUUCAUGGAACAAGAGUGUCAGAAGAAGAUAGAGGCAGAGAAGCAAGAAAAGAUGUUCAAAGAAACAAAGACUAAGCUGAGCAUCAUGAUAGGCAGGGGCAGGAGGAUCCAGAGUUUCAGGCUAGCCUGGGCUACAUAGCAAGACACCGGGGUAAAGAAAGACUGAUAGCACCCAAGUUUACGUUAAAACGUUAAUGUACACAUUCAGGAAGCUCAUCAGACAGCAGACUGAAUAAGAGAUCCACACCAGGGUUAUCAGUAAAAAUGUGUAAAGCUAUAGAAAGCAUCGAGAAAACCAGUUUUCCUUUACAGGGAAAGUCAAAUAAGGUAGGAGCUGACUUCUCAUCAGAAACUAUAUAAGUGGAACAACAGAUUCAGAAAGGUCAAAAAGAAAAGCCUCCUGUAUAGUGCAGAGCAUUCUUUCAGAAGUGAGUAAACACUUAGAGUAAACCCUCAUAGAAAGGCCAUAGAAACAAGUGAUACAAAUACACAUGAAAAGGGCACUUGUAAAGCAUUACCAUAUUGCAAAGACAGGGUAAAUGCAUAUU
Messenger RNA from Peromyscus eremicus (cactus mouse), 2101 nucleotides. It is a transcript of the gene Aktip, whose product is annotated as AKT interacting protein. NCBI's taxonomy places the organism in Eukaryota, Metazoa, Chordata, Mammalia, Rodentia, Cricetidae. The coding region runs from base 194 to 1108 and encodes 304 amino acids. The record is from RefSeq and is a predicted model, not a curated record. The transcript is spliced from 9 exons.